AUGAAGAUUUUAUUACUUUGCAUAUUUUUCCUAUACUAUGUGAAUGCUUUUAAAAAUACAUUAAAAGGUGAUGUAUCAUUUAAAAUGUAUAAGAGAAGAAAAAGUGAUAUAAACUUUAGAAAUAUUAAGAAUAAUAGUAGUACCUUCAGAAGAAAUACAAAUAGUUCAUUAAAGAGCACUUUUGAUGAUAUUAAAAAGAUUACAUCUAAACAACUUUCAGUAGAAGAAGACAAAAUAAAAUUAGAAUCAAGUUUUACUAAAGAUUUAGGUGCUGAUAGUUUAGAUUUAGUAGAAUUAAUUAUGGCAUUAGAAGAAAAAUUUAAUAUCACAAUUUCUGACGCUGAUGCAUUAAAAAUUAAUACUGUUCAAGAUGCUAUUGAUUUUAUUGAAAAAAAUAAAAAAUAA
This is a messenger RNA of Plasmodium gallinaceum, 405 nucleotides long. Its product is annotated as acyl carrier protein, putative. Gene Ontology annotation, cellular component: mitochondrion. Lineage: Eukaryota; Apicomplexa; Aconoidasida; Haemosporida; Plasmodiidae. Gene Ontology annotation, molecular function: acyl binding; acyl carrier activity. Gene Ontology annotation, biological process: fatty acid biosynthetic process. The record is from RefSeq and is a predicted model, not a curated record. Bases 1 to 405 code for a protein of 134 amino acids. The transcript is spliced from 3 exons.